UUCAUGACUGAGGGAGGGAAACCACAGUGAAUGCUACUGCACUGUGAAAAGAGAGGUGCACAAUUUUCUUUUCUUGCACGCAACUUUGCUAAAAAAUAAUGAGUGGACUCAAAGGAUAUAUUGCAUUUUUUUUGCUUAUGAACGUUUCAUGUUCACUUCAAACUUCAAAUACAGUGAAUCCAUGCUGCUACUUUCCAUGUCAGAACAAAGGAGUAUGUGUACGAUUUGACCUGGCUAAAUAUGAAUGUGACUGUACUCGUACUGGGUAUUAUGGAGUAAACUGCACAAUACCGGAAUUAUGGACGAGAGUGUAUGUAUUGCUACGCCCAAGUCCUGGGUUUUAUCAUUACAUCUUGACCAGGUUUAAGUGGUUUUGGGAUUUUAUAAAUGCAACCUUCAUACGGGAUGCUAUUGUCAGACUAGUACUGACAGUGAGAUCUAAUCUGAUACCAAGUCCUCCAACAUACAAUUCUGCAUAUGGUUAUGUAAGCUGGGAGGCAUAUGCUAAUGUUAGUUACUUUACUCGAGUCCUUCCUCCAGUCCCAGAUGACUGUCCUACACCUAUGGGGACAAAAGGAAAAAAGGAACUCCCAGAUCCAAACUUGAUAGUAGAGACCUUUUUCAAGAGGGAAACAUUUAUUCCUGACCCGCAGGGUACCAAUCUUCUGUUUGCCUUCUUUGCUCAGCAUUUUACACACCAGUUCUUCAAGACAUAUGGAAGAAUGGGACGUGGCUUCACUAAGGGACUUGGUCACGGCGUUGAUCUAAGUCACGUAUAUGGAGAUAAUCUGGAACGUCAACAUAUGCUUCGACUUUUCAAGGAUGGGAAACUGAAAUAUCAGAUAAUAAAUGGAGAUAUAUAUCCACCAACAGUGGCUGAAGCUCCAGUUCACAUGAUAUAUCCAGAAAACAUUCCCAAAGAGAAACGGUAUGCAAUGGGACAAGAAGUUUUUGGCCUUCUUCCUGGAUUGAUGAUGUAUGCAACACUUUGGCUUCGAGAGCACAACAGAGUAUGUGAUGUUUUGAAAACCGAGCAUCCCACAUGGAACGAUGAACAGCUGUUUCAAACAACAAGACUUAUUCUUAUAGGAGAGACAAUCAAAAUUGUCAUUGAAGAUUAUGUGCAACAUCUAAGUGGCUACUACUUAAAGUUAAAGUUUGAUCCACAAUUGCUGUUUGGGGUUCAGUUCCAGUACCGGAAUCGGAUUGCUGUAGAGUUCAACCAAUUGUAUCACUGGCAUCCACUUAUGCCAGAUUUAUUUCAGAUUUCAAAAGAUGAAUAUGACUAUGGUAAAUUUGUGUACAACACUUCAAUCCUUACAGAUUAUGGAGUAGAAGCUUUGGUGGAAUCCUUUACAAAGCAAGCAGCUGGCAAGAUUGGAGGGGGGAAAAACACUAACUUGAACCUUUUGAAGGUGGCUAUGGGCAUUAUUGAAGAAUCAAGAAAACUCAGACUUCAGCCAUUUAAUGAGUAUCGAAAGAGGUUCAACUUAAAAGCUUACACAACUUUCAAGGAUUUAACAGGGGAAGAAAUUGUUUCAAAGCAACUCGAGUCCCUAUAUGGAGAUAUUGAUGCACUGGAAUUUUACCCUGGACUUCUCCUUGAGAAGACACAUCCAAAGUCUAUAUUUGGAGAAAGUAUGAUUGAAAUCGGAGCGCCAUUUUCACUUAAAGGACUUAUGGGAAAUCCAAUUUGUUCUCCAGAAUACUGGAAGCCAAGCACAUUUGGUGGGGAAACUGGAUUUAAUAUUGUAAAAACCGCGUCAAUUCAGAAGUUAGUGUGUCUUAACGUAAAGCGGUGUCCAUUUGUGUCUUUUCACAUACCAGAUUCUAAAAGUCAAGACACUACAUCUCCAAGUUCUAAACCUGAACUUUAGUUUAUUUUAGUUUGAAUUAAUGGUAAAGGAAGAAAGGUAAUAAUUUAUAAUGUCAAUGCCUUACUCAUCCUAAACUAUUGUGCCAUUUUGUAUAACUCUAUUUGUAUUUGGAGGAUCCCCCUGAUUUAUGUACAUUUUUACGCAGUUACAUUGUUUUAUAGGCUAAAAUGAGACUUGCGUCCAUCAAGUUACGCCUUUCUUGCGCAUUUUGAUCCACAAGAAGUGAAACAACUGUUUUGAAGCAUUUUCUAAUUUUGCAACAAGUUAGGAAAAAAUCCUUCUUGACACCUGAAUGGCAGUCAGAUUCCUCCUUGGAUCAAGAAGCUGUUACUCCACCUAUUGAAAUAUUGUAUCCCUGAAUAUUAUGUUUUUGCAAGUAUUCAUCCAGUUGCUGUUUAAAACUCUGUACAGUCUCUGAUAAAACCACAUCUUAAGGCAUAAAAUUCCACAUCCUUAUUGCUGUUACAGUAAAAAAAAAAGUUUCCUU
This is a messenger RNA of Pelobates fuscus (common spadefoot toad), 2364 nucleotides long. RefSeq names its product prostaglandin-endoperoxide synthase 1 (gene PTGS1). Gene Ontology annotation, molecular function: prostaglandin-endoperoxide synthase activity; heme binding; oxidoreductase activity, acting on single donors with incorporation of molecular oxygen, incorporation of two atoms of oxygen. NCBI's taxonomy places the organism in Eukaryota, Metazoa, Chordata, Amphibia, Anura, Pelobatidae. The coding region runs from base 99 to 1877 and encodes 592 amino acids. The transcript has 11 exons. The record is from RefSeq and is a predicted model, not a curated record. Gene Ontology annotation, biological process: cyclooxygenase pathway; response to oxidative stress. Gene Ontology annotation, cellular component: cytoplasm; neuron projection.